AUGAUAAAAUUACUCAAAAACAUAGAUCAAUUUGGAGUGGCAUUCCAACCAAGUAUCAAAUAUUCCACCUCCCAAUAUAAAACAUGUUGGGGAGGAAUCAUGUCUAUUUUAUUGUAUGGAUUGAGCUUCGCUUACUUACUUUAUAUAAUCAUUCAAUGGAGAACAGGAUAAAUACUACCUAAGAUCACUACAUCCUCAAAAGUAGAGAACAAUCAGUAUUUUGAACUCAAAGAGCAAUUCCUAGAUGUUCAUUUAAGAAAAUUCGGUUAUUCUAUAAAUGAUCCAUUUAACCCUGACGCCCUCGUUCUCCAACCUCUCGUCUACCUUUUCAAGAAUAGACUUCCCUUUGGCAAACCAUUUGUUCCUGACUAUGAAAUCAUCACAAACGAGGAUACCUUUCACACCAUCAGCUUCACCAAUAUGACCGUAUCAAUCAGUGAUACAAGGGACGAAGCCAAUCCAGAGUUUGAAUUCAUGCUCACCUUCGGAGCUUGUCUUGAAGCCUUUCUAAAGGAAGGACAAGCUUGUGCAAACGAUACUGUUAUCUAGCAAUUUAAGAACUAAGCCACCAAUGCUCUUGUGGUCAAGCAUUAUGCCAAAGAGUACAACACUUAAACCGAAAGUCUCGAAAAAAUAGGAAGAGAAUAAAUCAUUCCCUUCCAAAUUAAUAAAGUGUACCAAUCACAAACAUAUAUUCAAAUUACCUAGACGUAGGUCGACGUUGGCUUUUUAUUUGAAUCCAUCAAUGACUACAUAUACAUUAAUGAAUAUCGUGUAGUUAGUGCCUCUCUAGAUUUAGAGUACUACAAUAAACUAUUUGGAUACAAUGUGUAUAUGGCAUUCCUGUAUAAAAUCGAUAACAUAUAAAUUGAAAUCUCAGUUUCCUAUACUAAAAUCAGUGAAGUGCUAGCAGAAGCAGGAUCAAUUGCAUCUACCUUACUGUUACUAUCCUAUUUGGUCAUUGUCAUGAACCAAAGCCAAUUGGAAUUCGAAGCCAUCAACAAUGUUAUUUAAAUGUACUAUCCUGAUUUUAAGAACAUCAAAAUCACAAAGAAUAUCUUUGGGAACAUCAAUAAGGUGGAAAAGAAUGGAAGACUAUUGGAUCUGCAAUCUUUUAAACAGCAAUACCAAAAACUAUCCCAUAUUAGUGAAAUCAAAUUAACCAUCUCUAAUUAAAUUUAUGAAAUAUCAAGGCUGCAAUUCCUGAUAUAGAAUCUGUUGCCUCCCAAGACGAUCCAGUAAAUUCAUAAUCAGGGAAUCCCAUUCCAAAUACAAUAUGCUGAUAGUGCUAAAGAAGAGUAGUAAAAUAUCAACAAAUUGGAAUGCAGUAUCAACCAAGAUUAUUAAUAUAAAUUAAACGCAAUUGUAUUAUAUAUUUUUACUUAGCUUCCAAACAAUGGCAGUCCCCCUAUUCUGAAAAGCAACGAUGUCUAAACUAUUUCAUAAACUGAGUCCAAAUUGUUGCAAGUUCAAUAGAAAGUAGUAGAAAAUACUAAUAUCCUACCCUUGUAAUAAUAAUUUAAGGACUCAGAUUUUGAAUUAUUGAUAUAUCCAGAUAGCGAAUCUGAAGGAAAUGGGAUUUCCAAUUAACAGGAUACCAAAAUUUAAGUCGACACAUGA
This is a messenger RNA of Paramecium octaurelia, 1620 nucleotides long. The record is from the annotation of a GenBank genome assembly. NCBI's taxonomy places the organism in Eukaryota, Ciliophora, Oligohymenophorea, Peniculida, Parameciidae.